GACCAGCUCAUCUUUGAGCCGGCCGAGGGAUGCUCGUACAAGGCGCUGUUUGAGAAGAUACGGCUAAAUCCGCGACUGGCCGACGAGAACAAGGGAGUCAAGCAGGGCUACCGCACGUCACGCGACUUCCUUCGUCUCUCGCUUAAACAGGAUGCAGACGCCGCUGUGCUGCUGCAGCGCAUCCAGGAGGAGGUCGGUGAUUUGGCCACUGGCCGGAUCAUCACGGAGAUGGCCGAGGUGAUGAUUACCGGCAUCGACAUGUUGGCCACAAAAGAGGAUGUGGAACGCGGUCUGCAGCGGGCGCUGGAACGCACAUUCAACGCCAACCAUUGCGAGAACGCCCAGGACCUGGCGUUGCAUGUGUUGACCACCGAGGGUCUUGACGUUCUGCUCUUGUCCGAGCCCUAUUGCGUACCGCGCAAUAACGGCAAUUGGGUAACGGACGAGAGUAAGACGGUUGCCAUCGUCGUCAACGGCAACCGGCUGCCGAUACAGCGUAUCAGGCACCGUCAGACCCUCGGUGUGGUUGCGGCCGACGUCGGUGGAAUCGCUGUGGUGAGCUGCUAUGUGUCGCCGCAGACAGGAGUCCCAGAGUUCCGGAGCAUUAUGGAAAAGAUCGACCUGAUCGUCCGCGGGUGCAGCCGGGUUCUCCUGGCCGGCGAUUUCAACGCCAUGCACCUGGACUGGGGAAGCAGCAGGACUUGCCCGAAGGGCUUGGAGCUUCUCCAGUUGGCGGACAACCUCGGGCUGGUGCUACUGAACAAGGCAGACUGUCUGCCAACGUUCAAGGGGAACCGAGCGGACACAACUCGGUUUCCGCCCAGCCGACCGGACGUUACGUUCGCCAGUAGUGUGAUCAGCCGUCUCGACCCGCGCGAGGACAGCACCCGAGGCUGGCGCGUUCCCGACGUGGUAACGCUCAGUGAUCACCGUUACGUCCGGUACGAGGUUGGCGUGAGUCCACCAUCAUCGAGGGAUCGGGCAGCACGGCGUGGACAGCGCCCGGCCCGCGUAAGCAAUGCCGGUACGCGCUGGAAGACCAGUCAGUUUGACUCCCAGCUUUUCGGGAAAGCGCUGGCCAUGACUGGGUUCGCCCGUCAAGCUAACAGCGUCGAAAGCUUGGUCGAGUCGCUGACCAGCGUCUGCGACGAGACGAUGUCGCGGGUCUUCCCAGCGCAGGACCACACAGGUCGGCCAGCUUACUGGUGGACUCCGGCGAUCCAGACGAUGAUCGAAGAACUCUCCAGAAAGGAGCAAAUGGCGAUGAGGACCAUUCCGCCCAACGAACAGCUCCAAACGGAACUCGCAGCUGCCAGGGAGAGCCUUCGGAAGGCUAUUCGUGUGAGCAAGAACGAGGCGUUCGACCGGUUCUUGCUGUCGAUCAGGGAGGAUGAAACCGGAAACUUUUUCCGGAAGGUCUUCCACUGGUUCCAGGCGGCCCGCUCAGCCCCGGAACGCGAUCCAGCAGAACUGCGGCGAAUUGUCGACGCCUUGUUCCCGGUUCAUCCGCCGGUAGAGUGGCCCGAUCUCCGAGUUGGCAACAUGGCGCCGCUCCGAUCGAUCGGCCUGACCGAGCUGGAGAAUAUAGCAGCCAGCAAAUCACCGGGCGAGCCGUCGUCCUUCCGCCCGAUUUGCUUGCUCGAUAAUACGGGCAAGGCUUUGGAGCGGCUGCUGUUGAACCGGCUCAACGAAUACAUCGAGGAUCCAGAGAGUCCGCAACUGUCUGAGCAGCAGUUCGGAUUCCGGCGAGGGCGAUCGACUCUGCAGGCCAUCCAGCAGGUCGUGGACGCGGGACGAAGGGCGAAGUCCUUUGGAAGGACAAACAACCGUGACCGGCGCUGCCUCAUGGUUGUGGCCCUGGACGUCCGUAACGCGUUCAACACGGCUAGCUGGCAGAGCAUCGCCGAGGCGCUCCAGGCGAAGGGAGUCCCCGUGCAGUUGUGCCGCAUACUGCAGGACUACUUCGCCGACAGGGAGCUUACGUACGACACGGCGGACGGGCCGGUUACCCGCCGAGUAUCGGCAGGUGUUCCACAGGGGUCCAUAUUGGGCCCCACACUGUGGAACAUAAUGUACGACGGUGUGCUAGCCGUAGAGCUCCCUGAGGGCGCCUCCAUCGUGGGAUUCGCCGAUGAUCUUGCGAUCCUGGCAGCGGGGACAACUCCUGAACACGCAGCAGCGAUUGCGGAGGAAGCGGUGGCAGCGGUCAACAGCUGGAUGGUGCGGCACAAACUCUCCCUGGCGCCGGAGAAGACGGAGCUGCUGAUGGUGUCGAGCAAGCGAAGCGGAUACAAAAACAUCCCUGUGAACAUCUGUGGAGUGGAAGUGCGCUCGAAGCGGUCGAUCCGCUACUUGGGGGUCAUGCUACACGACCACCUGUCGUGGCGCCCACACGUCGAGAUGGUCGCGGACAAGGCCCUCCGUGUGGUGCGAGCAUUGCGUGUCGUCAUGCGCAACCACAGCGGCCCCCAAGUGAGCAAGCGGAAGCUGCUCGCCGCAGUGGCCGCGUCCAUUAUCCGCUAUGGCGCACCCGUCUGGGCGGAAGCCUCGGACCUACAGUGGUGCAGGCGGAUAUUGGAUCGCGUGCAGCGCCCCCUGGCCCAGGGCAUCACGAGCGCCUUCCACUCCACGAGCUGCGAGGUAGCGGUGGUUUUAGCCGGAGAACUGCCAUACCACCUCCUGGUGAAGGAAGACGCCCGCUGCUACAACCGACUGCAGUUAAGCCCGGACAGCAGUCGAGAGGCGAUUCGCCAGGAGGAAAAGGAGUCAUCGCUGCAGCUGUGGCAGCAACAGUGGGACGACGAGGCGGCGAAUAACACCAGCCGCUACUUACGUUGGGCCCACCGACAAGUGCCAGACGUGCGCCUGUGGACGGGGCGGAAACACGGAGAGGUAGAUUUCUACCUCUCGCAGGUUCUCAGUGGACAUGCCUUCGUCCACGAGUUCCUGCACGUGUUCGGGUUCGCUCCAUCCCCGGACUGUCCCAGGUGCGCAGGGUCGGUCGAGUCGGUGGCCCACGUACUGUUCCAGUGUCCCCGCUUCGCGGAUGUUCGCGCGGAGUUGCUGCACGGCGUCGACGAGGACAACCUCGGCAGCCGCCUGUUGGAGAGUGCGGAGUGGUGGGACCGCAUCCAGCAAGCGGCUCGGCAGAUCCUCUCCGUUCUGCAGGAGGACUGGCGGGAGGAGCAGCAAAACUUGGCAGCCGCCGAGGCUGCUCAGCCAGUUCCUGCAUCCAGCCCGCCCGAGGACAUGGCGGAGGCAGAGCGGAGACGGCUGAUGCGACGCCGAGAGGUGCGCAACCGCAGCGCCCGGCGGAUGCGGCAGCGGCGUCGGCAGGAGCGGCUCGGCGUGGACGAGGUCGUCCCGGCUAUCUUGGCACGCGCAGCGGCCAAUGACGACGCGGCCGACGACGUAGUGGAGCCGACAGGGGAGGUCGAGGAGGAGGAG
Molecule: messenger RNA, 3447 nt
Organism: Anopheles gambiae (African malaria mosquito)
Lineage: Eukaryota; Metazoa; Arthropoda; Insecta; Diptera; Culicidae
Exons: 3
Molecular function (GO): catalytic activity
Source: RefSeq, a predicted model, not a curated record